AUGCUCUCACAGGGCAAGGUCGAAGCGGCCGCGUCCGGUCCUCGAGAGCCAAGACGAAGCACCACCUCCAUCUCAUUCGACCCGGCGGUUCCAUACAGCAAAAAGCAGCGUGUAGAUUCCGAGCUUUGGGUGGACUCCGGCGACUGUAUGGUCCAUCUCUACGCACCUGCAACCUCACGCCGUGGCGCUAGCUUCAAGAUCCCUCUCGAGCUGCUGGAGCAGACGAACAGUCCGCAUCUGCUGAAGCAGUGUCUCCACAGGCCUACCAAGACCGCAGCUUCGAUCAGCAGCGACGACAAUGGUUCUGACAGCGGUUAUGGCGCCUCGGUAUCAGACGACUCGUCAGCUCGUUGUUCCGAACUCUAUCUCUCCGCACCAAUUGAACUCACCCGAGCAGAAGCAUUCUCGUACCACGUCGGAACACGCAACUACUUCGCCUACCUCCUUCGCAAACCGAUCGUUGGAGAGGACUUUGGCGUCUCGCUCGCACAUUUGUGGAAGAGAAUUGAAGUAUGGCAGCCUCAUUGCAACGCUUCGGAGAUUUUUCAGGAAUACUGUCUAGAACAAGGCUAUCUUGACCUGGCUGGCAAUCUCGAAUAUGCAUCCGCUGCUUUGUAUUGGUCUGAAUUGGCCCGGGUCCAAAACGUUUGGGUCGAUGCUUUCGUUCACUGCGUUGGCAUGGAAGGCCAGUUUGACCCCGAGCAAGGAUCAAGACUCAGCAGUACGACCCGAGAAUUGAUUGCGAAAGCGUCUCGCGAGAUGCACCAGCACGUGGCCGAGUCAACACGAUCCCUCGGUACCUUCUUGGAGAAAGAGCUAGGACCACAAAACGUCGGCCUCACGAAACCCCUCCGCGAUCACCUCGACCGCUUCCGAAGUAUGCUUCACACCUACCAGGUGAAUGAGGUCGGCUACUUUCCCCGUGGUCCAUCCGAGCCAUGGGACAAACGCCUCUGGACUCGCAUGUAUGAUGACUUCCGAAGUCUCUACAAAUACCUCGCCGACACGAAGUCAUCCACCGAUUUGGCGAGCGGUCGUGGCAUAAGUGGAGGCCUGUGCGUAUCGCAGAACAUCCAGGCCUUCGACGGGAGCAAGUCGUACCAGCCUCUGCCGUAUACUCUUCCGCUAUUGCCGGGCAACAACACACGCACUGCUCGUAUGAGUCUGCGCCACAUGCGAAGAUCUCGAACCCCUCUCGACCAAGAAUUUCUCGAACGGGCUACCAACUCGGACAACUGCCGAGUCAUGGCCAACUCUCUGGUUAAGGCGUACAUGAAGUUCGAACGCCGGAGUCUGGAAGAGAAAGUCGCACCCGCGGAGGCUCGUAAAGUGCGAUGGCUUCUCGUGUAUGGUGUGUUGCAGACGCUGGUCAGCAUGACGAAUGCGCCAAAAGAGGUGCGGAAUACCCAGACUCCGUCCUACCCGCUAUGCGUUUCUACGAAAGGAUGUCCUGCCUGGGCAACGAAGGAGAGUGCAGCAGUCCGAUUGCAAGAGGCAGCUCUACGUCGAUUCGUUGCACUUAAUCCGUUGGUCGAGACGCCUGAAGUGAUUAGUCCAGAGUGCGACACUCAGGCUGCCAGUGAUUUCUUCUGCCAUGGAUACUCGGCGGGAAGAAUAUCCAUGGGAGAUGUGCUCACACGUCCAGUGUCUCGCUCUACGUCUCUCCGCUCCAGAGUAACGAGUUUGAAUCGAACGGGGAGCUUGGUCCAACGCAGCAUCAAAGCUCACCAGCGCUCGACUUCGUUCCAGGAAAUAAUUGUUCAGGGUUACGGUAACGGCGCAGGACUCACGACCCCCAUAGGCCUCGACACCACCAUCCCACCGAAUGCCACGUCUUACAUCUCCGACGACAGCCCUUCAACGACGUACUCAUCGUCUUCUUGGAGCGACCGCGACGGUAAUCGCUCUUCCACCGCAACAUCUUACUCUUCCGACUCUGCAUGCCCCGAAUCGCCCGGCACUGAAAUCUCAUUCCGCCAUGACGAUAUUGCGAUUCGCAAGGCCGGCAUCGAUACCUUCGAUUUCGGGUUUCAGGAUCAUCCAUCAGUGCACAAUUCGACGAAACCUCAUAUUCCCACAAGAUCCAGCACGAUCAAUUCCACUCAGCGCCAAGAGAAAGGAAAGGGCAUGCAAGACAUCGAAGAGUGCCUUCUCGCAGCGGAGGUCCCCUUCCCAUCAGGCAUCGAGGAGUCUAUCCGCGCGGCCGACAUUCCUUUACCCUUGACUUCCGGAAGAGUGCGGCGCGCAGAGUCGCCGGCCUCGAUCAGGAGCGAGGUGAGCUCGGCGAGUUCGUUCUAUCCGGAAGACCCCUGCCAGGCGGCGGAUAUCGAGGAGACGGAUGUCAGGGGUAGGAGGAGGAGCAGAGCUCUUGAUCAAUUGAGCUGGAGAAAUAAGAGUGAUAAGCAAAAGAUUAACAUCUCAAUCUCCCAGUCAUAUUGUGCAUUUUCGCAUGCGCCGCCGUCGCCGAAAUCUCCAUAA
This is a messenger RNA of Zymoseptoria tritici IPO323, 2478 nucleotides long. RefSeq lists its product as uncharacterized. The transcript has 6 exons. The record is from RefSeq and is a predicted model, not a curated record. Lineage: Eukaryota; Fungi; Ascomycota; Dothideomycetes; Mycosphaerellales; Mycosphaerellaceae. Bases 1 to 2478 code for a protein of 825 amino acids.